AUGGCUGUCAUCACAUUCCGGUCCAAUGAUGCUCUAAGAAUCAAUCCGCCAAGCGGUGAUCAGCAUCUCACAGUUAACGGUUCAGACUGGCUCUGGACUGUGUUUGCCAUAUAUGCCUGUUCAUUUAUCGUUGUGGUUCUCCACUCAUUUUUCGCCCGAGCUGGCGAGAAGGUUUUCCACUACAUUUACGGCAUUGCUCUUCUUGUCGGCUCCAUCGCAUACUUUACUAUGGCCUCUGACUUUGGCUGGAUAGCUAUCUCCAACCUUGAGAACAAGGACUUUGCCGCUACCCGACAGAUGUUCUAUGCAAAGUUUAUCAACUGGGUUGUGCUUUUCCCCUCUGUCGCUCUCAGCCUGGGCCUAAUGUCUGGAGUGUCGUGGGCCACCAUCAUAUACCACAUCUUCCUUGCCUGGACCUGGAUCAUCGCUUACCUCGCCACUUCUGUUGUCGCUACUACAUACAAGUGGGGCUACUACACUGUCGGCACCGUUGUCUGGAUAUUGCUGGCCUUUGGCACCUUAUAUGAGGGUCUCCGUGCUGCUCGCCGUGUAGGCAUUGUUCGCGACUACUGCAUCCUCGCUGGCUGGACUAACCUCUUGUGGCUGUUGUACCCUAUCGCUUUUGGCGUGAGCGACGCUGGCAACAAGAUCGGAGUGACUGCCAGCUUCAUAUUUUACGGCAUUCUUGACGUGCUUUUGAUCCCUGGAUUGACCUUCCUCACGUUGACACUGGCUCGAAACUGGGAUUACAACAAGCUGAAUAUCGUCUUUACUCAGUAUGGCCGUGUACCUAUUGCCAACGGUGAAUUCGCCGAAAAGGCACAGGUCCCGGCUCCUGCACCUUUGACUGAUAGUGCGGCUGUCUAA
Messenger RNA from Grosmannia clavigera kw1407, 867 nucleotides. RefSeq names its product heat shock protein 30. The coding region runs from base 1 to 867 and encodes 288 amino acids. The transcript is spliced from 2 exons. Gene Ontology annotation, cellular component: plasma membrane; endoplasmic reticulum. The record is from RefSeq and is a predicted model, not a curated record. Lineage: Eukaryota; Fungi; Ascomycota; Sordariomycetes; Ophiostomatales; Ophiostomataceae.